Musca vetustissima is the source of this 540-nucleotide messenger RNA. RefSeq lists its product as uncharacterized. The transcript is spliced from 3 exons. Lineage: Eukaryota; Metazoa; Arthropoda; Insecta; Diptera; Muscidae. The record is from RefSeq and is a predicted model, not a curated record. Bases 1 to 540 code for a protein of 179 amino acids.
AUGAAUGACAUGUGGGGUGGUGGUGGUGUCGGUGUUGGGCAACAGCGCCCUUUUACAAUUGAUUUCGACACCCUCGACUAUGAGGUUAAUAACAAAAUCGUUAAAAACCUUGAUUUCAAAUUGAUACCGUAUAAAAAUCAUCAGGCCAUCAAUGGCACAAUGUUAUUUCGCACGGACGUUAAUGGCAUACGAAUUUUGAAUUGGAAUUGGAAAAUUUACAAUGUCACGGUAAAUGGUUGUGAUAUUUUGAUCAAUAAAUACAAUAAACUGAAUGUAAUAACGGAGGCAGUGAUCCAAAGGAUAAAACAAUCAAUGCCAGGGCUGCCCAGCAAAUGUCCUUUAAAUAAGGGAGUUGAAUAUCCUUUGUUAAAUUUGUAUUUGGACGAAGAACGGUUUCCAGUCUAUAUGUCGAAUAUAAAAUUUGAAACCUCCUUUAUUAUGUUAAAUUAUCGGGAAUUGGUUUUUGAUCUUAAACUGAGUGCCCAUGUUGAAUCGAAAAUCGGCAAAAGGAUGGGAAAUCAAACGUCUAAAAAGCCAUAA